This is a messenger RNA of Metopolophium dirhodum (rose-grain aphid), 2543 nucleotides long. Its product is annotated as zinc finger MYM-type protein 1-like. Bases 447 to 2543 code for a protein of 698 amino acids. The transcript has a single exon. Gene Ontology annotation, molecular function: protein dimerization activity. NCBI's taxonomy places the organism in Eukaryota, Metazoa, Arthropoda, Insecta, Hemiptera, Aphididae. The record is from RefSeq and is a predicted model, not a curated record.
UUUGAACUUUUAACAAAGUUUAAAAGUUUUAAUAAUGUUAAACUUUUUUUGCAUUUAUCAUGAUGCAUUUCAAAUUUCAAUAUCAUUACCUAACAUAGUAACAUGUACAUAUUUAUCAAAAUGAAAUAAAGUAAACAUUUUUAUAAGUACCUAGUACCUACCUAUUUGUGUUGCUGUCUUUUAUUUAGCAUAGUAUAUUUGACAAGGAUGUUGCAUGAUUGUAUUAUAUUAGGUACAUAUAAAUUAACAAGUAUUUUACUUUUCAUCUUUUUCUAUUUUAAUAUAAUAAUACAGUAUUCUGUAUCUUUAAAUAAUUAUUAGACUCAGUAUGUGACCAUUAUGAUUGUGACCCUGAAGAUCCAGCGAAUACAGAUAAUACAGCACCAACUUAUCGAUUAGAGCGAAAACAGAGAAUACAUAAAGGGCCAUUCCAGCCAAAAUUAAAAAUGUAUCCCAGGACACAAUUCGGUAAUAGAGCUCGAAGUUUCCAAAGCGCCUGGUAUGAUGAUUUUAGCUGGCUAGAAUAUAGUUUGAAACUUGAUAGAGCAUUUUGUUUUGUGUGCCGAAUGUUUAACACAGCUUCUGGGUUAAAUGUUGGGCAGAUAGAUUUAGCUUUUACAAAAAAAGGUUUUCAAAAUUGGAGUUCUGCUACUACAAAAUUUAAAAAACACCAAAAUUCAAAAACCCAUAAUUUCACCAUGACAGCGUAUCACAAUUUUUUGAGUUCAAAACCAAUUGACGUCACCUUGGAUGAAUCUAGAGAGCUGGCCAUAAGUGAAAGAGAAAAACAGAGGUUAUACAAUCGAAGCAUCCUGCAUAGAUUGAUAGACAUAACAUUGUGUUUAGCUAAAAGUGGCAAACCAUUUCGUGGACACUUUGAAAAUGAUUCCCAUGUGUGUAAAGGUUUAUUUUUAGAUAUUGUGGACAUAUUGAAAAAAUAUGAUUCAACAUUACAAACACAUUUACAAAAAGGGCCACAAAAUGCCAAGUAUAUAAGCAAUCAUAUACAAAAUGAUUUAUUGGCUUCUAUUAAUAAUGUAAUGAAACGUUGUAUUGAAAAAAAAGUAAGUAACCGUCUUGUUACGAUAAUGGCUGAUGAGACUAGCGAUGUGGGACAUCACGAACAGAUGUCUGUGGUUAUACGCUACUUUGAUGACGAAGCAUGUAAACCUGUUGAACAGUUUAUUGGCAUCCAACGUUUGACUGCAGUAGAUGCCAAUACUAUAUUUAAUAGUUUAUCAAACAAAAUUGCUCAGUUUAAUAUUAAUUGGAAAUCAGUCAUAGCUGUAUGUUUUGAUGGAGCCUCAGCUAUGUCUGGAAAAUUUAACAGUGUACAGGCCAAAGUCAAGGAAAUUAAUCCAUGCGCAUUGUAUGUUCACUGUUAUGGCCAUUGCUUAAAUUUAACCUUGGUUGAUAGCUUAGGGAAUAAGAACCGGAUUAUAUUUGAUUUUUUUGGCUGUGUUCAACUUAUAUACAGUUUCAUUGAAGGAAGUCCAACGAGGCACGCUGUUUUUGAAAAAAUUGUUCAAGAAACAAAUUCUAAAUUGAAAACUCUUAAGACGCUUUCAACAACCAGAUGGGCAUGUCGUGCUGAGGCUGUCACAGCUGUUGAAAAUAACUAUUCAUCUGUUAUUCAGUGUCUUCAAGAAAUUGCCAAUAACACUAAAUAUUCAGAGGUAAGAGCAAAAGCUAAUGGUAUUCUUUAUCAAAUGAAGAGUUUCAAUUUUAUUUUUGCACUUUAUAUGUUGAAACCUAUUUUAAUUCAAAUUCAAAUUGUCAGUGCUCAGUUACAAGCUCCCAACUUGGAUUUAUUGGGAGCAGUAUCUAUUGUUAAUGCUUUAAAAAAAUCUUUAGGUGAGUUAAGAAACAACGAUGAUAAAUAUUCUACACUUUAUGAUAAUGUUCUUAAAGUUUGUAGUGAAUUUGAAAUUGAUAUACCAUGUGUCAAAAAUAGAAAGGUUUCUACAAAAAUAGAAAAUAACAAAACACAGCAUACACACAUAGAUAAAAAAAGUGAAAUGAAAUACUGUGUAUUCUUUACUGUGUUAGAUGAUAUGUGCAACGGUCUUGAAAAUCGUUUCAACCAGGAAACUUUAAAUAUUAUUAGUUCAAUAGGCCGCUUAAUACAACUGAAAGCUGAACAGUUUGAUAUUGAUUUGCUAUCUCAAACAUUUUCACUCAAUAAUGAUGAAUUAGAAGGCGAGCAAAGUCUUCUACGUUCCAUGCCAGAUUUUAUACCAGGCACAUCAACUAAAACAAUUUAUCAAUGGUUGGAAAACUUAUCAACAAGUCAAAACUUUUUAAACAUUCAUAAGGCAUUGAAACUUUUUGUAACAAUUCCAGUUACCAGCUGCUCAUGCGAAAGAGCUUUUUCUAAACUCAGUUUGGUAAAAACGAAAUUAAGAAGCCGUAUGAAGCAGGAGAGAUUAGAUGAUAUGAUGAUGAUUUUCAUUGAACAAGAAUUAGCAUCGCAGAUAAAUCCCGAAGAUGUAAUUGACGAGUUUAAGAAUCUGCAUCCUUUUGAGAGAAGAUUAGAACUCUAA